This is a messenger RNA of Octopus sinensis (East Asian common octopus), 759 nucleotides long. Its product is annotated as leucine-rich repeat-containing protein egg-6-like. NCBI's taxonomy places the organism in Eukaryota, Metazoa, Mollusca, Cephalopoda, Octopoda, Octopodidae. Gene Ontology annotation, cellular component: plasma membrane. Gene Ontology annotation, molecular function: protein binding. The record is from RefSeq and is a predicted model, not a curated record. The transcript is spliced from 11 exons. The coding region runs from base 1 to 759 and encodes 252 amino acids.
AUGGCCAUUGUAAAAUUACUGAAAAAAGUACAUGGAUAUCUAUCCAAUAAUGCAAUCGUGAAAAUUGAAAAUGGAUCGUUUGCAAAUCUUCCCAGCUUAAAAUAUUUAGAUCUAUCCAAUAAUGCAAUCGUGAAAAUUGAAAAUGGAUCGUUUGCAAAUCUUCCAAACUUAACUGGAUUAUCUCUAUCCAAUAAUGCAAUCGUGAAAAUUGAAAAUGGAUUCUUUGGAAAUCUUCCAAACUUAACUGGAUUGGAUCUAUCCCGUAAUGCAAUCGAGAAAAUUGAAAAUGGAUCGUUUGCAAAUCUUCCGAAAUUAGAACAGAUAGAUCUAUCCAAUAAUGCAAUCGUGAAAAUUGAAAAUGGAUCGUUUGCAAAUCUUCCAUACUUAUUUGAAGUACUUCUAUCCAAUAAUUCAAUCGUGAAAAUUGAAAAUGGAUCGUUUGCAAAUCAUCCGAGAUUAACUGGAUUGAAGCUAGGGAAUAACAAAAUCUCGACUAUUGAGCAAGGAACAUUCAGGAAUCUUUCCGGCUUAGAGUAUUUGUUUCUACAGAAUAACAGUAUAUCGACUAUUGAGCAAGGAACAUUCAAGAAUCUUUCCAACAUAAGGGGGUUGAAUCUAGGGAAUAACAAAAUCUCGACUAUUGAGCAAGGAACAUUCAGGAAUCUUUCCAACAUAAAGUAUUUACUUCUAUCCGACAAUAAAAUCUCGAAAAUCGAAAGAGGAUUAUUCGAAAAUCUAACCAGAAUUUGGACUUUGUAA